AGCUCACCAUGUUGGUGCAAGAUAUAAAAACAGGCACUGGAUUCAUUAACACAUUGACAACUCAACGAAUUAUGAUCUACUAUGCUGCAUCAUCACCUCAACCAAAAGAACAGUGAACAAGAUGACCUCCAUUCCUUGGAAUUUCUCCUGGUUCAUAGAUGGAAAACUGGCAGGGAUGGCCUAUCCAAGAGACAAGCAUAUUCCCUUCUUAGUGGCCUCUGGAUUACAGACAAUAAUCAACCUCACCCCCUUCCCUGCGGAUUAUGAGGAUAUGGCUAAUGCUCAUGGCAUCACAGUCCACAAUAUCAUUAUCGAAGAUUUUUGUGCUCCGAGCUACGAUCAAAUUAAGGAAUUUCUGGACAUAUGCAAAGCUGCAGAAACACCUGUUGCAGUCCACUGUGGUAAGGGCAUGGGACGCACAGGGACGAUGCUCGCCUGUUAUCUGGUAGCCGAGGAGGGCUACAAAACGCUGGAUGCCAUCAAAGAGACAAGACGACGAAGAGUGUACUCCAUUGAAACUGAGAGUCAAGAAAGAGCCAUUUUUAAGUUUGAGCACAAGUACAACAGUAAAGGAAUAGACAAUGUUCAUUAUUGUAAAGCUUAAUAUGAAGCUGAAAUUAUCAAUUGACAUUUCUAGACAUUUCUAGUCAUCGUCUCUUUUUCUUCUUGAUUUUGUUUUAGGGACAAUCAUAGUCUUCCAUGUUUCACAAGAAGCUCUGUCUGACUUGGUAA
This is a messenger RNA of Halichondria panicea, 732 nucleotides long. RefSeq names its product dual specificity protein phosphatase 23-like. The record is from RefSeq and is a predicted model, not a curated record. Gene Ontology annotation, molecular function: protein tyrosine/serine/threonine phosphatase activity; protein tyrosine phosphatase activity. Gene Ontology annotation, biological process: protein dephosphorylation. Bases 122 to 604 code for a protein of 160 amino acids. NCBI's taxonomy places the organism in Eukaryota, Metazoa, Porifera, Demospongiae, Suberitida, Halichondriidae. Gene Ontology annotation, cellular component: cytoplasm. The transcript is spliced from 2 exons.